Messenger RNA from Miscanthus lutarioriparius, 282 nucleotides. The record is from the annotation of a GenBank genome assembly. NCBI's taxonomy places the organism in Eukaryota, Viridiplantae, Streptophyta, Magnoliopsida, Poales, Poaceae.
AUGAAGAUAGUACUUAAGGUGGCGAUCACCUGCAAGAAGUGCAAAACCUGCGUCCUUGGGAUCGCCUCGAAAGUUAAAGGGAUCAAGUCCCUGACAUACGACGACGAGAAGAGCACUCUCACGGUGGUCGGAGACGUGGACGUGGUGGUCAUCGUGGAGCAUCUGCGCAAGGCGAAGCAUCCGGCGGAGGUAAGUCAUAAGUGCUAUGUGUACAGCUUUGUAACAAGCUUCCAAUCGAAUUCCAAGAUUAAGAUACCAUUGCAAGAAAUUCCAAGCAUCUGA